Penicillium robsamsonii is the source of this 1491-nucleotide messenger RNA. RefSeq names its product inositol phosphosphingolipid phospholipase. The transcript has a single exon. Lineage: Eukaryota; Fungi; Ascomycota; Eurotiomycetes; Eurotiales; Aspergillaceae. Gene Ontology annotation, molecular function: sphingomyelin phosphodiesterase activity. The coding region runs from base 1 to 1491 and encodes 496 amino acids. Gene Ontology annotation, cellular component: cytoplasm. The record is from RefSeq and is a predicted model, not a curated record.
AUGGCUUGCUCUAUCCCCUCAAAAGCCCCAAGCGACAUCCGCAUUCUCACGUUUAACUGCUGGGGUCUCAAAUACAUCGCGAAGUACCGCCAUGAACGCAUGUCGGAGAUUGGGCGGCAGUUGGCAAUAGCAAACCCGCCGCCGGAGAUAGUCGGACUGCAAGAAUGUUGGACACAGCAGGAUUUUGAAAGCAUUCGCGAUCAGACACGACACAUCCUGCCAUAUGGGAAAUUCUAUUACGGCGGCAUAUUUGGCGCGGGAUUGGCGAUUCUGUCAAAAUGGCCAAUCGAGGAAAGCAGCAUGUUCGGCUACCCGUUGAAUGGCCGGCCAACGGCAUUUUUCAGAGGAGAUUGGUUCGUGGGGAAAGGUGUCGCCAGCGCACGCGUUCGAUUCGGCCCCGGUACUGCUGAUGUCGCCGAGGUGUUCUGCACUCACCUACAUGCUCCGUAUGAGCGCGAACCGAAUGAUUCAUAUCUCUGCCACCGGACUGCACAGGCAUGGGAGAUCUCUAAGCUCAUGCGUGGCGCUGCAGAGCGCGGUCAUUUAGUCAUCGGCCUAGGUGACUUCAAUAUGCUUCCUUCCUCGUUCGCCCACCGCCUCAUCACCGCUCAGAGUCCCGUUCGCGAUGUAUGGCGCGAGCUGCACCCAGACUCGUCCCUCGCGGCGGCAAUUGAUCCUGUUGAAAAAGCACGGAAUCUGCCUAUUCCAACGGCCGAGUUCAAUCUUGCUGAGAAUGGAGCUACGUGCGACGGGUCGUUCAAUACCUGGCGCUGGACUGAGGACAUGCGCAAGCGCCUAGUCAAGGGUGAGGACAUUGUUAUUGACAAGGAUACCCCAGACCCGCGUGGCAAACGCCUAGAUUAUAUCUUCAUCGGCGACGGUGGUUACCCGCCUGCGUUCCCGCCGUCUAGCUGGUCAGUCGAGUCGGUUCAAAUCUCCAUGACGCAGCGUCAUCCCACUCUCCUCUGCUCGCUGAGCGACCACUUCGCCGUUGAAGCUGUCAUUACCCGUUCGUCGGUACCGACAUACCCUCCUUCCCAGUCCAUAGACUCUGCUCCAGCCUCUCCCAAUUCUCCUACCUUACAUAGAACAACUUCAAAACCCGUCUCCCCCAAUGCUGCGCUUUCCCCAGACACAUACGACCAUAUCAUUGACAUGAUUCACACAUACGUGUACCGUGAACGCUCUCAGCGCCGUUGGCGUCUGGCGCAUUUCCUAGUAUCUAUUGUGGUUUCUAUUGGUUGUAUGGUUGGGGUGUGGUGGGUUGGCAGCCGCACUUACAUCGGAUUCAUUCUCGUCCUGGUCAGCACGCUCAACUUCGGCGCUGGGAUUUUGGAUGGUUUGAUUGGUGGACUAUUCAUGUCGGGUGAGUUGCGUGCCUUGAAGGAGUUUGAGUGGGAGGUCAGAAAUGCAAGAAGCUUGGUGGUUGCCGCUGAGGCAGGCGCAGACAUUGCUUUGGGGGAAACGGAGAGAGAUCACAAGGAUGAUUGA